Messenger RNA from Physella acuta, 4847 nucleotides. Its product is annotated as nuclear pore complex protein Nup155. Gene Ontology annotation, molecular function: structural constituent of nuclear pore. Lineage: Eukaryota; Metazoa; Mollusca; Gastropoda; Physidae. Gene Ontology annotation, cellular component: nuclear pore inner ring; nuclear pore. Gene Ontology annotation, biological process: RNA export from nucleus; protein localization to nuclear inner membrane; protein import into nucleus. The record is from RefSeq and is a predicted model, not a curated record.
CUGCCACGACUAGCCUGACAAGUCCACAUUUUGAUUAACAAUACUAAAAGCCUUGUAGUGUCAGUAUGGUUAAUUUAUACUAAAAGCCUUGUAGUGUCAGUAUGGUUAAUUUAUCUAGGUCAAUAUUUAUAGAUGUAAAUAUUUAGCGAUCUACUUUUCUAAUUUCUAAGCAAAAAAAUAAUUUUAGUUCAGUAGGCCUAAUCCCAAAUUUGUUCAUUGAUUUGUCUAAAAAUAGAAUUGGGAAUUCAUUAUUGUAUUGUUCGAUUAUUUCCCUUUUAAAUCUUGUGUUUCCGGCAAAUUACGAAAAAGCGGCAGAGUGCAUGGAAAUAUAACCUAAUGCCGAUAUCUGACAUCUAGAUCUGGACUUCGUUAAAUUACUUUAUCACUUAGGUUACAAUAAAAAGAGUGGAGUUAAAGCUGGAGGAUAGUAUCACCAGCUGACUGCCAUGAUGUCACUUUUAAACCCAGGAAUGCCACCCCUGUCACAUCAAGAUAUUUUGGACAAUGCUGGUCGGCAGGUGGACAGAUACAUGCAAGAGGAUCGUUCAUAUUUAGAUCUGGCUGAUCUACUCUGCAUUCCCUCUGACAGUCACGCAAGUCUUAGUGGACUCUACAAUCAUGAUUAUCCUAACUUAUCUGAAGUGGGAGUUUAUCUUGAUUCUUUGUCUGAAAUCACUGUUGAGAAAAAAGUACCACUACCUCCAGAGUUAUUGGAACAAUUUGGAAGAAUGCAGUGCAAUUGUAUGAUGGGUUUGUUUCCAGAAAUAGAACGUGCAUGGUUGACUGUUGAUAGUGAUAUCUUUGUCUGGAAAUAUGAUGAUGGUUCUGACCUGGCAUACUUUGAUGGAUUAAGUGAAACAAUUCUUAGUGUUGCCCUAUUGAAACCUAAACCUGACAUCUUCCAGCCUCACAUCCAGUACCUGAUGUGUCUAGCAACACCUGUUGAUAUUGUUUUACUUGGAGUCAGUUUUUUCAAAGCAUUAGAUGGUGGGAGCGGUGACCAUAUUGGAGGUGAAAUGCACCUUCUUCCAGACCCCCUCUUCUCUAUCCCAACUGAUGGGGUCUACAUAACCAACAUAGUGGGGGCAGACAAUGGUCGCAUAUUUAUGGCAGGAAAAGAUGGGUGUCUCUAUGAGUUAAUUUACCAAGCUGAAGAUGGCUGGUUUAGUCGCAAGUGUAGAAAAGUCAACCAUUCAACAAGUUCACUGUCAUUCCUCAUUCCAUCCUUCCUUAACUUUUCUUUUAGUGAAGAUGAUCCAAUAGUUCAAAUAAGCAUUGACAAUACUCGGGGGAUUUUGUAUGCACGUACACAAAAAGGAACUAUACAAGUGUUUGAUCUUGGAGAAAAUAAACAAAGCAUGGGAAGAGUGGCGUCACAAUCUCAGUCUAGUAUUCUUAACGCUGCAAGUCACAUAGCCAAGACUAUAGAAACCUCAAGCUUCAAGUCUAUUGUUUACAUAUCUGCUGUGACAGAGAGGGAGUCUGAUGGUAUACAGUUAUUAGCAGUCACUGAAUCUGGUGUCCGCCUGUACUUUACAACUAUUCCUUUCAAACAAGAAAGAAGACGACCUACCUUUUUAUCCUUGGUUCAUGUUCGGCUCCCACCUGGCUUUUCAGCAACUUCGGCACCACAGCGGCCCUCCUCUGUUCACACGGCAUAUUACAGCAGUGGGACACUAUUGCUUGUUGCCAGCCAAAACAAAGAGAAUGAUUUGUUGUGGGGAAUCAGUCCUGAUUCUUUUCCUUUUCAAAAGCAUCUUAUGGAAUCAUAUACAACAGCUCCACUGGAGGGUAAAACUUGGGCUAUUGAUGAAGUCAUGUAUUCAGCACAUCAGGGACCAGCUCCACCUACAGGUCUUAGAGCACGCCCUGAUCCACCCAGUGUUGUCACCCAGCACGCCCACCCACCACGCAGGUAUGUGGUGCUGAGUGCACAAGGUAUCCACAUUCUCCAAAAGUUGAGGCCCCUGGAACAGCUUCGUCAGCUCUUGAUUGAUUGUAGAGGACCUGAUUCAGAGCAUGUUAAAGCUUUCUUCAGACUUCAUAAGGUUGAUCAGGCAUGUGCUACAACUCUUGUCUUGGCAUGUUCUGGAGCACCAGCUGAACAACAGGUUUCUGACUGGGCAAAGAUGGCAUUUUUCAUGUAUGGAGGGGAAGCGCAGUACAACUUCAGUGGCAUGAGGCCUGCUGCUCUAGGUGGACAUUCCUUCAGCAGCGGUGGACCUGGACACAUGUCUAACACAGUCUUGUACAGCCCUGGAGCAAUGAACAUGUCAAUGAUCCCUGGCUCUCCUAUGCAGAGUAUGACCCCACUACACAUGUCCACCCCAGCUGGACCAGGGAUGCAGUCCCAGAUGUCACUUGGACCUGCUCCCAACCCAACACAUGAAGUGGUCUAUUCUGGGAAACACAACGGCAUUUACAUCUACCUGGCCAGAAUCCUUCGACCAUUUUGGGAUAUGCCAGUUUGUACAGAAUUUGUGUCAAAGAGUAGGAAAAGGACUGUUACUUAUCUAACAAGCAGUUUCAGUGUGGAAGAACUUUGUAUGGGACUAGAGCUUGUGAGAGAUUUAUCUGAUUUUGUUGACUUCAAUUCAAAAUUUGAUCAUGAUUCUCAGACUGACAUACUAAGCAUGGGCAGGGGUUUGAGGUAUGAUGGUGGAAUGGAUGAGAACUCAAGGAAAAGGCUGCAGGCAGAUGUGCAGAGGAUGGAGAAGAUUUCCCUGCAACAUGUACAGGAGCUGCUGCACAGGCUGGAGGAGGUUCUGGGCCUGUGGAGGAUCCUUGUUGACCAUCAGUUCCACAUGCUGGUUGCAGCUAUGGCGGAGGAUAUGCAAAGCCAGUUGCGCAACAUCAAUUUUAAAACAUUGGCAACCAACGGAAAAGAUAUUUGUAGCACACUUGUUAACUGUCUAAUCAGCCGGUACCUGGAUGACAAUGCAACUAUUGAUGCUAUCAGCUCAAAGCUGAGAGAAAUUUGUCCAACUUUGUACAGCUCUGAUGAUGCCACUUGUUCUAAGGCAAAUGAGCUGCUACAAGCUGCCAAAGUGAAUCAGAACCAACAAGAAAAACAACAGCAACUUCAGCAGUCUCUCCAUCUUUUAAAGGGAGUGAAUCAGCCCCUGAAUCUUGGAGUUAUCUGCCCUCAGCUAGCUAGUCUACAUUAUUAUCUGGGUAUUGUUGAACUUGGACUUAACGAGGCCAGAAAAGCUGACCCCCAACAGCUGGCAAUACAUUUUUACCAAAAUGGAGAACCACCUGAAGACAUACAAGGCAUGCAGGCUUACAUUGCCAGGAUGGAGUGCUACAAGUGUAUCACAGACACCCUGAACUACCUCUCUGCCAGCAGCAACAGUCGCCAGACACCAAGCGUACCCAGCCAGCCUGGACCACCUGUUAGUCUGGACUCCAGUAGGGUGGACAUUGAACAAGCUGCUGAGUCCUAUAAAGAUGCAUUUCAAGCUUCACUACGAUGUGAUGACCCACUAUUCCAUGCUGCUUUAUAUGAUUGGCUGUUUGCCACAAAAAAUGCAGAAACAUUACUUGAGAUCAAUACACCAUAUGUAGAAUCUUACCUGCGUCGCAAAGUGAAUCUUCAGACAGAUAACACACUUGCCCUGGACAUGUUGUGGAAACAUUAUGAAAAAACUGAGAACUUCCAGGCUGCCACACGUAUCCUUGCCCAGCUAGCAGAGAGACAUGGUUCUCACAUCAGUCUCAAUCAAAGGUUAGACUACCUCUCUAGAGCUGUUAUCUCAGCUAAAAGCUCAACCUCCAGGCUGGGAACCUCAGCCGCCGGGGAACUUCUACAUGAACUCGAGGAGAAAAUGGAGGUUGCGAGGCUACAAAUGCAGAUUUACAAAUGUCUUUCCAAUAUGGCAGAUCCUGAGGUGGAAGUUGCAAAAAAUAGGUUGGACUCUGAGUUGCUGGACAUAACUUCACUGUAUGAAGACUAUGCUGACAGAUUCAACCUGUAUGAAGUCAAGCUGGCCAUUGUCCAUUGUGCUGGCCUGUAUGAUGCUGCCCUCAUUGAGAACUUGUGGCAGAAUAUUAUAGACAGAGAAAUUUCUCGGAGCAACCUAAUGUCCACUGGUGACAGAAUCGCCAACAUCAGCAACAGACUGUGUUCUAUAGCUCAGCUUUACAUACGCGCAGAGAGAUAUUUCCCACUAACAUUGGUGCUUCGCCACCUGGAGCAGCAUUCCUGUCGUCUUAACUUUGAUUCUCGCUGGGUCUUUAGUCUGCUGUUAGAAGUGGGUGUUGCCCCUGCAAGGCUCCUGGAACUUUAUGACAGGCUUUACAAAUCUAAGGACAUGUUAUGGCAGAACCAACAGAAGCCCUACCAUGUCCUGGUGGUCCUGCAAGCCUACAUCGAGCACCUGGCCAAAAAUCCUAACCUGAUCCCGGCCAGUGACCGCAAACGUCUGGUGCUGGCCUGUAUGGACAGUGUGGCCAACUACCUGGUGGACCUGCAGGCCACCAGCAGCACUGACCAACAGGUGCUCUCACUCAUUGCCAACUUUAAAGCCACGCAGGCCAAGCUGGAGAGGUUGUCAUCUUAGGGGAGGUAACACUGCUCAACAAGGGACAUCACUCUCUACUAUUUAUAUGUGAAGGGACUUGUACAAUUCACAUGACUAAACGGACGUAACUAUUGUCUACAAGCUCAUAGCACUGUAGUCACGAUGCUGAAUAACAAAUCAAAUCAUUGGACAAACUGAGCAUUUGUAACCUACAGUAUAGCUAAAUAAACUCAUAAAGACAUUGUAUUGUAAAUGUAUGAAUGCCAUUAUUAAUGACUUUAAAUAAAUAUUUUUUGUAUUAUGUGAAAAUAUUGAAUAAAAUGA